Molecule: messenger RNA, 1739 nt
Organism: Trichogramma pretiosum
Lineage: Eukaryota; Metazoa; Arthropoda; Insecta; Hymenoptera; Trichogrammatidae
Product: sorting nexin-4-like
Exons: 10
Coding region: 252-1568 (438 amino acids)
Biological process (GO): protein transport
Molecular function (GO): phosphatidylinositol binding
Source: RefSeq, a predicted model, not a curated record
UACUGUAUUACUAUGUAGUUACGAUAUACUGUGGAAAGAAACAAACAACUCGUGCUUCAAUGUGAUCAAUUAUUAUCGAUAUUGUCUUGGCGCUAAUGAUUUGGAUGUUUGUCAAUUCGUCCAGUGUGACGAGGGGUGCCAGAAUUAAUCGAAUAUCAAUAAGCUGCCAUGUUAUGAAUAGAAAAACUAAUUGUUUUUAAAAAUAACGCUGAAUACUUUCAUAAAGUAAUAGUGACAAAUUUGAGAUCAUAAUGGAGAGUACAAUUGGAAAUACAAUGGAGGAAGAAAAUUCAGAAAAUAAAAACAGUUCUGAUAUUGAAGGCAGUACUGAAAAAAAUAUCUUUGAUAUCAUUAAUACUGAAAUCAAAAAAGAGAGUUCGCUAUUAGAUCACAUGGAAAUUACUAUUGUCGAAGCAGAAAAAAGACAAAAUGGAACGCUCAAUAUCAAAGAAUUCUACACUGUUUAUUUGAUUGAUACCAAAGUUACAGAUCCUGACUUUGAGGCUGCUCUGACCAAUGUUAGUACAUUGUGGCGACGGUAUACAGAAUUUGAGCUGCUGAGAAUGUAUUUAGAAGUGUCUUAUCCAUACAUAGUUGUACCACCACUGCCAGAAAAAAAAGUUCUCUACGCUUGGCAAAAAGUUACCACAGAUACCUUUGAUCCUGAUUUUAUUGAUAGACGAAGAGCUGGCUUAGAGAACUUUUUAUUGAGAGUUGCCUCUCAUCCAAUCUUGUCAUUCGAUAAACAUUUUAUUGGAUUCCUUCAACAAAGGGAAGGUUGGAGAGAAAGUAUAAAAGAGACUACAGGAUUAUUACAAUUAGCUGAAUCCAAAUUGAAAGCUUUAAGCGUGUCAGUAAGAAUGAAAAAAACUGAUAAGCGAUUUGAAGCAAUAAAAAACUAUGGAGUUUCUCUUCAAAACAACUUAAGCAAUUUAUUACGAGUUCGUGCCAGACUAGCUGAGAAGCAAUACAGUUUUUAUAAAUUGCAUGCUAAUUAUGGAAGAGUUUUUAGUGAAUGGAGUGCCAUUGAAGGAAGUGGGAUGGGAGAUGGGCUACAGAAAUCUGGGCACUACUUGGAUUCAUUAGCAGCUGGUAUUGAUUCAAUAUUGGAAGAAGAAGAAUUAAUUGCAGAUCAAUUAAAAGAAUGGCUUUUUGGUGCCUCAGCUCUACAAGCUGUAGUUAAACGUCGAGAAGCUUUACAUGUUGAUAGGGAAGCAGCAGCUGAUAACUUAUCUAAUUUACAAGAACAAAAAGAAAAAGUAGUUCAAGGAAAAGCUAGUUUUAUGUCAAGAAUAUUUGGUUCUGUUGAUACUGAAGAAGUGCGCGAAUUAAAAAUACAUCAAUUAGAUCAAAAAAUAAAUCAUGGUACGGAAGUCUUGAAGAAAAGCGAUGAAGAUCUGACGGAAUUUUCUGAAAAAGCCCUCGAAGAUAUUGAGAGAUUCCAAGUCCAAAAAGUUCAAGACCUGCGAGAAACAUUAACACAAUACUGUGUUCUACAAUAUAAAUUAGCUAGAAAAGGCUUGCAAGAUUGGCAAAAUAUAAAACAGUGUUUGGAGAGUAUGCCAUAAACAAUUGACAAAGUAUGCGAAGCAUGCUCAAUGCAUUUGAUUAUUCAACCUAUUUUUAUCAACAGAAGAUUACGAUUUUCAAUGUUCAGUUUUUCGAAAGUAUAUGUACUAUAUAUCUAUCACCACAUUCCUGUUUUUUAAGAAACAACUAUAAAUUAACUUUGAAACAUU